Messenger RNA from Austrofundulus limnaeus, 1392 nucleotides. RefSeq names its product proteasome 26S subunit, non-ATPase 13 (gene psmd13). Gene Ontology annotation, cellular component: proteasome regulatory particle, lid subcomplex; nucleus; cytosol. Gene Ontology annotation, molecular function: structural molecule activity. The record is from RefSeq and is a predicted model, not a curated record. Bases 105 to 1241 code for a protein of 378 amino acids. The transcript has 13 exons. Gene Ontology annotation, biological process: ubiquitin-dependent protein catabolic process. NCBI's taxonomy places the organism in Eukaryota, Metazoa, Chordata, Actinopteri, Cyprinodontiformes, Rivulidae.
GCGCAGACACAGUUCAGACUCACAUCACACAGGCUACUUAGCGUUAGCUGAAGACCAGUCAUCAGUUUUCUGUUUAUAAAUCGUUUUUUCUUUUUGUCGCUACCAUGAAAGAUGUUAGCGGGUACCUCAAACAGCAGCAGAGCAGCCGCUCCACGCCGGAGAGUGCGGCUAAGUGGCACGCUCUGGAAGAUUUAUACAACAAAAGGUUGUGGCAUCAGUUGACACUGGACUUGACGGACUUUGUUAAAGAUCCAUGUUUCAAAACAGGAGAUGGCCUCAUCCAGCUGUAUGAAAACUUCAUCUGCGACUUUGAACACAGAAUCAACCCUCUGUCUCUGGUUGAGAUCAUGCUGUAUGUUGUCAGACAAAUGUCAGAUCCAAAAGAUGCCAUCACUUUUCUUGAGAAAACCAAAGAAAAGGUAAAAAGCAGCGAGGAAGCCGUCAUUCUCUGCAAAACAUCUAUCGGCAGUCUGAAGCUGGAAAUCAGCGAUCUUCCUGCUACAAAGAAAAUCAUCGAGGAGGUGGAGGAGAUGCUGAAUAACCUGCCAGGGGUGUCGUCGGUCCACGGUCGGUUUUAUGACCUCUCUAGCAGAUAUUAUCGCAUCAUCGGGAACCACGCCUCCUACUACAAGGACGCCCUGCGCUACCUGGGCUGUGUGGACAUCAAAGACCUUCCAGAGACAGAGAAGCAGGAGAGGGCCUUCACACUGGGCCUGGCCGGACUCUUAGGAGAAGGAGUCUACAACUUUGGAGAGCUGCUAAUGCAUCCUGUUCUGGAGUCCCUGAGGAACACAGACAAGCAGUGGCUCAUUGAUACACUUUAUGCCUUUAAUGCUGGAAACGUGGAGAAGUUCCAGGGCUUUAAAUCUGCCUGGGGCCAACAGCCUGACCUUGCAGCUCAUGAAGCUAAGUUGAUGCAGAAGAUCCAGCUGCUCUGUGUGAUGGAGAUGACCUUCACUCGCCCGGCCAAUCACAGGCAGCUCACCUUCACUGAGAUCGCUCAGAGUGCCAAAAUCCCAGUGAACGAGGUGGAGCUGCUGGUCAUGAAGGCGCUGUCUGUGGGUCUGAUCAAAGGCAACAUUGACGAGGUGGAUCAGAAGGUACAGAUGACCUGGGUGCAGCCUAGAGUGCUGGACCUGCAGCAGAUCAAAGGGAUGAAGGAGCGUCUGGACUCCUGGUGUGGCGAUGUUAAAAACAUGACCGUGUUGGUGGAGCAACAGGCCCACGACAUCCUCACCUGAACAGGUGUCUCUUCAGYCCACAGAAGAAACCUUCCACAUUUUCAUUCUUUUUCUCCUGGACGUUCUGUUUUUUAUUGCUCUCGCUGUUCAUGUUCAUCCUGUAAAUUACACUGUGCUAAUUUACAAAUAAACUAAAUAUCACAAAAAUAAA